Aspergillus nidulans FGSC A4 is the source of this 1920-nucleotide messenger RNA. Its product is annotated as long-chain fatty acid transporter fatB. The record is from RefSeq and is a predicted model, not a curated record. NCBI's taxonomy places the organism in Eukaryota, Fungi, Ascomycota, Eurotiomycetes, Eurotiales, Aspergillaceae. The transcript has 4 exons. Bases 1 to 1920 code for a protein of 639 amino acids.
AUGGAUCUCCUGUCCGAAAUCAGUGUGCCCGUCGUGGCAGCAGCAUCCGCCCUCUCAGUCGCAGCUGGUGCUUAUCUGGAUGCCAAAUUCUCCAUUUCUACAGAUUUAUCUGCCAUGCGCAGUGACCGGGAAUUUGGGAAACGUCUGGCUGAGCGUAUGGCUCACUUAGGAGAGACGCCUACGGUCUAUGGGAUGCUUCAACGAGUGGUAGAAGUGGAAAAGCAUGGCUCAACCGAAGCUAUCUGGUUUGAAGGGAAAUCAUGGACAUAUUCUGAGUUGAAAGAUCUUGCGGACCGACUGGCUGCUCUACUCAGCGAGCGGGGCGUCAGCACUGGCGACUUUGUCGCUGUCUUUACUACCAACUCACCAGAGAUGGUCGCGAUUAUUUAUGCUCUUUCAAAACUUGGAGCCGUUGCUGCUCUUAUAAAUAUUAACCUGCGAGAUCUGAAUGCAGAUGAUACAUUCGCCCACUGUCUUAAUGUCUCCGGCUCUAAGCUCAUUAUCUCUACGCCGGAUCUCGCACAAUUUGUGUGCUCAGACAUGCCUCACCUGUCAUUUAACAUCUCUUCUUUUGACGGUAUCUCUACGGCGUCAGAUCUGAUCACACCCGCGGACUUGCAGCAGUACUCCUCUUCCAAUCUAACAGCUGCAAAGAGAACCCCCGCGGAUCUAUCAGCUCUUAUAUAUACGUCAGGAACUACCGGAAAACCGAAGGCAUGCGCCAUCCGCAAUAUGAUGACUCUGAUAACAUCCACCCCUCAUUCUCAAGAUGUCAAGCACCCGUCGAGAUACUUCCCUCUACGAAUCUACUGCUCGCUCCCGCUUUUCCAUGGUACAGCCUACUUCACCGGACUGUGUGCUUCCGUGGGCUAUGCAGGCACACUCUGCAUCCGCCGCAAAUUCUCUGCUUCCAAAUUCUGGAAGGACGUCCACGACUCAAGAGCUACUCGGAUUCUUUAUAUUGGAGAGCUGUGCAGAUACCUUAUGGCUACGCCUGCUUCUCCCUAUGAUCAGAACCAUGCCUGCAUUGUCGCUUCUGGCAAUGGCCUGCGAGGGGAUAUUUGGGAACGCUUCCGCGAGCGGUUCAAUGUUCCUGAGAUUCGCGAGUUCUACCGCUCAACCGAGGGUGUUGCGAAAUACGACAACUUCGGGUUUGGAUCGUGGGGAGCCGGCAAGGUCGGGUUCUCAGGCCCAAUUAAGCGGUUUUUCGAGGAUGAUACCGUCAUCGUGAAAUAUGAUCCGGAUACAGAGAUGCCCUAUCGGGAUCCUAAAACGGGGUUCUGCGUUAGGGUGAGAGUCGGCGAGGAAGGAGAGGCGAUUGGCCGUGUCAGAAACCGCGGCUUACUCACAGAGUACUUGAAGAAUGAAGAAGCGACUGAGAAGAAGCUCCUCCGGGACGUAUUUGAGAAGGGGGACCUCUUUCAACGUACGGGUGAUUUGUUUGUACAAGACUCGGAUGGGUGGAUUAAAUUCCAAGACCGGGUGGGAGACACAUUCCGCUGGAAGGGCGAGAACGUCAGUGCGGGUGAAAUUCGAGACCACAUUUCUGCCAUUCCUGGAGUUUACGACGCCGUUGUGUACGGCGUCAGACUCGGAGCUUAUGAUGGACAGGCUGGCGCCGCGGGUAUCACGCUCGAGGAGCACACCGAGGCUGCUGCCAAUGAGUUUAUGGGUAAGCUCCGUGCGGAGCUGAAGAAGAAGGGUGUUCCAUCCUACGCUAUUCCACGGCUUGUUCGACUGACAGAGAAGGUUGCCACGGGAGUCACAUUCAAACAGGCUAAAGGCGAGUUGACGAAGAAAGGCUGGAGCCCUCUCGUCGACUGGAAUGGCGAUAAACUAUACUGGUUGAAUGGGACCAGAUAUGAAAAGCUUACGCAAUCGAGUUGGUCGUCAAUUGAGAGUGGGCAGGCCAAGUUAUGA